UGGCGCGCCACGUGGAGAAUGCAAUGGCCAGACCGUUCCAUCGUGCGCGAGCGCUGGAUGCUGCGCCGCCGUCGCGCCGCCCACUCGUCGCCCCAUUUCCAAUCUACCUGCAAGAAGCAUGCGCUCGACUCUGGUCAUGUGGCUCGCGGCCGUCGCGGCCGUGGUUCUCUCGUCCACCGUCGCUGCCCAACAACAACAACAAGAGCUACCAGCCGGGCUCGAAGACUAUGUCAAGCAGCAGCUUGCGCAAGCCAUAUCCCAAGACGUCGCCCAAGAGGUCGCGCGGGCCGUCGCAGAGCGUGUGGCGCAGGAGCAGCGCAACCGCCUCUACUCGUCGCCGCCACCGACGUCGCUCACGCCGACGACGACGGCCCCGACAUCCGGUAGCAACCAGCCAGUGCUAAGCUCGCCAGCGCCCGCCGACGCGGCUCACAUCCAAGGCGAGCUCCGCGCGAUCGCUCAGCAGCGCGCUGAGCUCCAGAGGGAGCAAGAAGCGCUCAACAAGGAGCGCACUGCGCUCAACGAGGUGAUUGCGCAGCUGCAAAACCGGUCGACGGCACCGGCAACCAUCGCCCCGGUCGCAGUCAACGCAUCGACACCGGUGACUGUUUCGGUCGCGUCGACGGCCGACGGCAUCGCCACUACCACUGACAACGACGACGGCGGUGCGCCGUGGGGCAUCAUUGGUGUCUGCGUCGGUCUCGUGGCCGCCGUUGCGCUCGUCGUCGUCGGCGUCAAGAAGCGCAACGAGAUGAACGACGGUCUCGAGACGCCGGCCGAGUACGCUUCGGGUUUCCACACGGCCGAGGCCGCCAGCGCGAGAGAGAGCAAGUGGGGCUCGUACGAGGUCGUGACGCCACUCGACUUGGCGGGUGUGCCGCCCGAAGACCCGAUUCUCGACGACGCAACCGGAGUCGAGGCGCCAAAGCAGCUCCACGUGCGCGGUCUCGAAGCGGUGCUCUAAAUGUACCAGUCGUUUUCAUGUCUAAUGAAUGGAGCGGCUGCGUUGGCCCCCUUGAGCACGGACUAGUAUUUAACCAGUGGUCACUUUCGCUUGCUAUCGCACGAUAUUCUGGGAGUGUCAGCAACUUAAAUAAAUG
Messenger RNA from Saprolegnia diclina VS20, 1100 nucleotides. RefSeq lists its product as hypothetical. NCBI's taxonomy places the organism in Eukaryota, Oomycota, Saprolegniomycetes, Saprolegniales, Saprolegniaceae. The record is from RefSeq and is a predicted model, not a curated record. Bases 119 to 964 code for a protein of 281 amino acids. The transcript has a single exon.